Molecule: messenger RNA, 930 nt
Organism: Sorex fumeus (smoky shrew)
Lineage: Eukaryota; Metazoa; Chordata; Mammalia; Eulipotyphla; Soricidae
Gene: WASHC3
Product: WASH complex subunit 3
Exons: 7
Coding region: 93-665 (190 amino acids)
Biological process (GO): actin filament polymerization; exocytosis
Cellular component (GO): WASH complex
Source: RefSeq, a predicted model, not a curated record
CUUGGGGCUGCUCUUGCACAGGCUUACCGGGUUGGGCGGGUUUACCGGGGAGGGCUUAGACGUGGGGUCUGGGUUCCCCGCCCGCCGACGACAUGGAUGAGGAUGGGCUUCCGCUCAUGGGGUCGGGCAUAGACCUGACCAAGGUGCCCGCUAUUCAGCAGAAAAGAACGGUGGCAUUUCUAAACCAAUUUGUGGUGCACACGGUACAGUUCCUCAACCGCUUUGCGACGGUGUGCGAGGAGAAACUGGCAGAUCUUUCUCUUCGCAUCCAGCAAAUUGAAACAACCCUCAAUAUUUUAGAUGCAAAGUUGGCAUCUAUUCCGGGCCUUGAAGUAGUUGUUCCUGUGAAUGACACAAGUAGUACAAAAGUCACACAGCCUGAAACCACUUCAGAGCAAUCACAGCAGAACAGUUUACAAGACUCUGGACCACAGGAAAGUGAAGUAACAGCAGAAAAUAUCUUAACUGUAGCCAAGGAUCCAAGAUAUGCCAGAUAUCUCAAAAUGGUUCAAGUGGGUGUUCCAGUGAUGGCAAUAAGAAACAAAAUGAUAUUGGAAGGGCUAGACCCAGAUCUUCUUGAGAAACCAGAUGCCCCAGUGCCUCACGAAGAAGGUGAAAAAAACACAGAAGACAGUUCAGAGAGUGAAUCUUCUUUUAGUGACUAAACUUAAUUUUGAUAAGAAGUACACAUAUAGCAGUAGUUUUAUAAGAAAGAGAGCCUGAGUUGAAACGUCCAGUCACAAAAACACGAAGUGACCGCCUUUCUCCCACUGAGUGCCCUCUGCUAGGAGAAAUAAAAUGUUUAUAACCUCCUAGUCUGUCUUAUUGCUAAGUAAUGCAGUAAGAACUUCAGAGAUGGAGAUGAGACUGUAAUACUUAGGGACACAAUGAAUAUCCCAAGUGAAGUCAGUGGGAAACCAGAGGAAAAGC